AGAGAUGCGCAGCUGCCCUCGCUUUCGUCCACUCGGAUGUCGUCCAGAUACGCAGCCUCCGACUACGAUUCCGCAGAAACUCGUCCAGACAAACCACUGGUUGUCAAGUGCAAUUAUGAAGGGUUAAAUAAGCGCAUAACGUUCAGUUCAAGCCGAACAUGCACCUUCGACCUCCUGAAACAUCGAGUGGAACAAUGUUUUUCUCUAUCUCAGACCUCUUACGCGAUAGCAUACACCGACGACGACGGCGAAACGACGGUUAUUACCACGGAGGGGGACCUCACUGAAGCAAUCCGCUACUUCUAUCCUGGCGGAGCCGACGAUCCCCCACUCUCCUCCACCGCUUCGAUCCUGUCGGGGCGCAGUUUUGGUCGCGGAAAGAUCACUCUACGUGUCAAGAUAACGAUCGACUACGACGGGCCGAGUCUGUCUGACACUUCUUCACUGGCGAGUACCGACGAGUAUCAGAACCGCAACGAUGACAGCUUUUCCCUGUCCCUGUCUACUUCCUCUGCUGGGUCUUUUGGUUUGGAACCGGAUGAUGAUGCGAGGACUGUGAGCUCAAAGGACACCGGCGCACGUCCACGGUCGAAGUACAGUUUCUUCCGGUCUCGUGGUACGAAAACGGUAGUGCCUGGGGCUUGCAAGACGUCGCGUCCAGUUACGAACGACGAGUGGGAAGAGGAAACAGUUUCAAGUGUUCCGAAGACAUUAUCCCUCAGUGGUGGAGGCGGAGGAAGUGUACUACCUUCCAUCGAGGACAAUGACGAGGAUGCCGUGUUCGAAAGGCUCAGGGAGCAGGAGGCAGAGAACAACGAGGAUCCGCAGUCUUCGAGCUACGGAAGCACCGCUUUGCAGAACGAGCGUGGUGUUGCAUGGCUGCGGGAGCAGAAUGAGCGGACCAUACAACUUAUCCGGCCUGUGGAGGGGACGCGCAGCUCGUCACAAGUCGACCAUAUGGACCAGUUAUCGGUACCAGACACGCUCUCCAUUCCCGAAGACGAUGUUGGCUCUACCAUGAGCGGAGAGCUUGCGCUGGAAAAGGGCAAUGAUGGACGCUUCUACUAUGCAUAUACAUCUGGCUCGUCAGUGUCCGCUCCUCCUAGCGUUGACUCUGGAUUUGAUGAUGACUCAAGCGUGGUAUAUGAUGCUGACAGAGCUGAAACAUCGGAUAUGCGACCGCCUUCCAGGGACGGGUCGUGGCAAGACAGCAAUUCCAGGCCUUCGUCAUCUAGCCGCCAUUCCCCAAACCAUCGCUCUUACUCAGAACCCAUCUUGACGCGCGAAGAGCUUCCUCCUGAUAUCCCUGCGGAACUCCUGCCAUUCAUUACUCAACCUCCGCCGCCCCCGGCAGAUCCAACCGACUGCUCGAGCUGCGGUGCCUUGCUGGAGCAGCUGCGCUAUGUCUGCGCAACAUGUGGCGAGAAGGAGCCAGCUAGCAGGACGCGGUUUAACGGGAUCGAGAUCAAUGGAAAAGGCAAGGGACGGGAUGCAGAAUACUUUGGCGCGUCGACUACCACUUUUAUGUAUCCUCCACAUGCGCAACGGACGAUGGAGAAUUCUCCAUCGGUCUCUUCUUGGACUCUUGUGGCAGAAAACAACGGUCCAUACGACGACAGCAGGAGCACGCUCAUCAAACACAAGCCACUACCGGCUCUGCCGUCUUCCCCGUCCUCUUCCCCGUCCAGCUUGACUAUCCCAAGUCUUGGACUCCGCUCUGGGAGUACCUCGUCGUCGUCAUUAUCUUCUCGCGGGCCAGGCUUCGAGCUAUGCUUCAACUGUAUUGCGACAGUGGGCAUUGUUCAUGCGCUCGAGGCGUCGAUAGACCCAGGUUCGUCGCCUCUUCAUGUCUCGCCCGAAGAAAGCCAGCGCACGUUCUCGGAGUGGAGGCGGACCGCGUCACGUAAGGGUCACUUGCGGCACGCGUAUAUCGAGAAGGUCUGGGGUCCGCGAGGCUGGGACAACGUCGAACACGACGAUCGAACGACAGUCAAAUGCUCGACGUGUCCUUCCAUCAUCGUUGGCAAGCGUUACAAGUGCGCCGUGUGUGAAAAUUUUAGCUUGUGUAAAGCAUGCUAUAGUCAAGUACAUGAGAUACAUCCCUCGGACCCUUUCCUGGUCAUCCUCGAGAAACCAAUGCGCACCCGCAGUGAGCCUGUCAUCGAACACCCUACUCUCACUCCAGAUGAGACUGGGGAGCUGUCCAUGACCCAUGCAGGCGUAAAAUGCGCACAUUGUCUCAUGGAAAUUGUCGGCGCGCGGUUCCACUGUGCAAUAUGCCCUUCGAUUGAUAUUUGCUCGAAUUGCGAAUCUGCUGGGCUGCCAGGGAACUUGGAUUCUUCGGACGAUGGCCAUAACUCCUCACACAUCAUGAUCAAGAUUCCCUACCCACUGCCGAUGCAAGAGCUCGAGAUCGCCAGUCGACGAGCGAAACAGCUGUGGGGCAGGGAUGCGGCGACGAUAGACGAGGAGGCAAGACGAUCCAGGCGUGGCUCUCUCGGUUCUGGGUAUGCACGCACUGUUAUUGGGCCGUCUGUGGCUCCCGUGGAGACCACAGGCGAAGGUGAGAGCCACGACAUCCGAUGCGAUGUGUGCCGAAAGAUGAUUCUUGGCGUGCGGUACCAAUGUGCGAUGUGUCCCUCUACGCCGCAGGGUUAUAACCUGUGUACAGAGUGUGAUGCUCGGUCGUACGCGGUACACGAUCCUAUGCACGUUUUCUUCAAGCUCCCACGCCCGCUGGACAUUCCGAUCGAUGUUGAUGGGCCACUGCUCCCGAUACUGUACGCUGUCGAGUAUUGCAGUUUC
Phanerochaete carnosa HHB-10118-sp is the source of this 2805-nucleotide messenger RNA. RefSeq lists its product as uncharacterized. Gene Ontology annotation, molecular function: K63-linked polyubiquitin modification-dependent protein binding; zinc ion binding; protein kinase C binding. Gene Ontology annotation, biological process: endosome organization; mitophagy; aggrephagy. Gene Ontology annotation, cellular component: amphisome; aggresome. The annotation marks the transcript as partial. The record is from RefSeq and is a predicted model, not a curated record. NCBI's taxonomy places the organism in Eukaryota, Fungi, Basidiomycota, Agaricomycetes, Polyporales, Phanerochaetaceae. The transcript has 9 exons.